Molecule: messenger RNA, 591 nt
Organism: Podospora pseudocomata
Lineage: Eukaryota; Fungi; Ascomycota; Sordariomycetes; Sordariales; Podosporaceae
Exons: 4
Coding region: 1-591 (196 amino acids)
Biological process (GO): ceramide biosynthetic process; ceramide catabolic process
Cellular component (GO): endoplasmic reticulum membrane
Source: RefSeq, a predicted model, not a curated record
AUGGGACAUCACAACCGCCAUUUUGCUGGCGAUCCGCACGCGCUGGAGGGUGUUUUGGAGUCCACCAACUACUUUUGUGAGGAGGACUAUGCCGUCAGCAGAUAUUUCGCCGAGUUUAUCAGCACUUUGACAAUCUUGGCAUAUGUUUAUUACGCCCUUGUGUACAUCUACGGUCCUGGGAGCAAAGUCUUAUUCUCCCCCAGAUAUGAUUUCAUGUCCAUCUCUCUCCUCGUCCUCGGCAUCGGCUCUUUUGCCUUUCACGCUACCCUCCGCCAGUCAAUGCAAUUCGCCGACGAGCUUGCCAUGUUAGGGCUUGUCUGGUCUUUGCUUCAAGGUGUUCUCACCAUUGGGACGAAGCGUGACAGGAUACUCAACUGGUUGAUGGCUUUUUGUACGGAGCUGAGGAGUUUGAGGGUGAAGAUGGGGUUACCUUGGGCUUGGGUGUUGGAGUUGCAUGGGUGGUGGCAUGUGUUGACUGCUGUUAGUGCGAGUUGGUUUAUGGAUAUUGUGAGGAAGGUCCAGGAGGAGUUAAGAGAUGGUACCAGCGUGGCGGGCAAGGAUUCUGAGAGUGAAAGGUUGAAAGAGUUAUAG